Molecule: messenger RNA, 242 nt
Organism: Polychytrium aggregatum
Lineage: Eukaryota; Fungi; Chytridiomycota; Chytridiomycetes; Polychytriales
Exons: 2
Coding region: 6-230 (74 amino acids)
Source: RefSeq, a predicted model, not a curated record
GGGGAAUGCUCCAAGCACACAAACAGCAAGGGUGCUGGAUUUCCUGGCCGAUGCAAUCGUUUGGGUUCGUGAUUGCGCACACACUCACGUUUGGAUGUGGCAUGGCUUGUGGUGCGAAGGUCGGAUCGGUGCAGCCGGUGAAUGUCGCAGAGCGCAGUCCAGACCAUCGUCUCCGCUCAUUCGUCUUGAUUUGUGUCACAGACAGACCGAACGACAGGCUCGGCGGAUGAUGUCUGGAGCAC